AAUAGAGAGAUGUCCCAAACGACGGGGAAUCAUAGGGACCAUUCAUACCGCUCUAGUCUUCUGCUUCUGUUCAGAGAGAGACAGAGAGAAAGAGAGAGAGAGAGAGAGAGAGAGAGAGAGAGAGAGAUGGACCAGAGCAGUGCCGCGAAGCCCAUCAGAUGCAGAGCUGCGGUGUGCAGAGCCGGCGGGGAGCCGCUCCAGAUCGAGGAUGUGGUGGUGGCGCCGCCCAGAGCCUACGAAGUCCGCAUCAAGAUCAUCUGCACCUCCCUCUGCCACAGCGACGUCACCAUCUGGAGCAUCAAGGAUCCCGCCGGCUUCCCCAGAAUUUUCGGCCAUGAAGCCGUCGGGGUGGUGGAGAGCGUGGGGGAGCACGUGGAGGAGGUCAGCGUGGGCGACAUGGUGCUGUCGUGCUUCCUGGCGCACUGCGGCGAUUGCGUCGACUGCCGGUCGGUGCGGAGCAACGUGUGCUCGGCGGUGCCGCUCGGACUCCAGGAGGGGGUGAUGCCGCGGGACGGCACCUCCCGGUUCACCGACGCCUCCGGGGCGCCGGUGCAGCACUUCCUCAACGUCUCCAGCUUCAGCGAGUACACCGUCGUGGACGUCACCCACGUCGUCAAGGUGGCUGCCGCCAUGCCGCCCGAGAAGGCCUGCCUCCUCAGCUGCGGCGUCUCCACCGGAGUGGGGGCUGCAUGGAAGGUGGCUGCUGUGGAGCCUAAAUCUACGGUGGCAGUCUUCGGACUUGGAUCUGUCGGAUUGGCGGUUGCAGAAGGGGCGAGGCUGCAAGGCGCAGGCAGGAUUAUAGGUGUUGAUCUGAACCCUGACAAGUUUGAGAUCGGGAAGACGUUUGGGGUCACCGAUUUCGUAAACCCAAUGGACAUCGGAGAGCGAUCUAUCAGUGAGGUGAUUAAGGAAAUGACCGGUGGAGGUGCAGAUUAUUGCUUUGAGUGUAUCGGCUUAGCAUCAUUGAUGUCAGAUGCAUUCCAAAGCUGUCGGCCGGGAUGGGGAAAGACAAUCAUUCUUGGGGUGGAAAUGCACUUCUCACCAGUCAGCAUAAACCCCUACGAAAUCUUGCAGGGAAAAACCAUCAUGGGCUCAUUAUUUGGGGGAAUCAAGGCGAAAACCGACAUUCCAAUACUGAUGAACCGAUACCUUAAUAAGGAGCUUCACCUGGAUGAGUUCAUAACACAUGAGGUUGGCUUUCAUGACAUUAACAAAGCUUUUGAGCUACUGAUGGCAGGGAAGAGUCUCAGGUGCAUCAUAUGGAUGGAUAGGUAAAGAAGAUUGUAAAAAACAUAGGCAUUUCAAAGCGUGCUCUUUUGUGGUUUGUAAUAAAAAAGGCAAUAACUUGAACAUUCCUUGUGAUGUGGCUGCGUAUGCAUGUUUAAGAAUAAUGGAAGAGUGAUCCACCAUUUGUGUUCA
Musa acuminata AAA Group (dessert banana) is the source of this 1419-nucleotide messenger RNA. RefSeq names its product alcohol dehydrogenase-like 7. The record is from RefSeq and is a predicted model, not a curated record. NCBI's taxonomy places the organism in Eukaryota, Viridiplantae, Streptophyta, Magnoliopsida, Zingiberales, Musaceae. Gene Ontology annotation, biological process: formaldehyde catabolic process. The transcript has 10 exons. Bases 10 to 1275 code for a protein of 421 amino acids. Gene Ontology annotation, cellular component: cytosol. Gene Ontology annotation, molecular function: zinc ion binding; S-(hydroxymethyl)glutathione dehydrogenase [NAD(P)+] activity.